AUGGCACCCUUACCUCCGGAGAGAUGUAACCUAUCUCUACCCUUUCAAAUAACAAGUAUUGAUUUUGCUGGCCCGUUUGAAUUGAAGACAUCCUCAUUAAGAAAAUCACCCUAUGUUAAAGGUUACGUCAGUGUUUUCGUUUGUUUCAGCACGAAAGCCAUACAUCUAGAACCCUGCUCAGAUCUUUCCUCUGCUGCUUUUGAGGCCGCAUUUAGUCGUUUCGUUGGGAGGCGAGGCCUACCCCAAAGAGUAGUAACUGAUAAUGGCAGAAAUUUUCUCGGUUGCAGUAGAGCACUUGAACUCGAAUUUUCAGCUUUCGUUGAACAGGCAGCUCACGACAUAGCUCAGAAAUAUAUCACUCACGGGUUCGAAUGGAAAUUUAUACCACCGCACGCUCCACACAUGGGCGGCUUAUGGGAAGCCGCCGUAAAAAGCUUUAAAUUUCACUUUAAACGAGUUGCGGGGCCCCAUAAAUUCACUUAUGAAGAAUUAGCUACUGUUUUAGCUCGAAUUGAGGGAGUACUUAACUCUCGUCCCAUAUCUGCACUAUCUGAAGAUCCCACAGAUCUGACAGCAUUGACUCCAGGCCACUUUUUAAGAGGCGCUCCCAUAAUAGCGUUCCCAGAACAAAGCUUUCAGGAUAUGUCUCUUAUAAACCGAUGGGAAAAAUUGAAGGCAAUUCACCAUCAAUGUUCCAUACGAUGGAAAGAAGACUAUCUCAAGUCUCUACAUAAGCGCUAUAAAUGGAAGAACGCUGCUCCAAACAUUCAUGUUGGUGACCUAGUAGUUGUAAUAGAUGAUUUAUUACCACCCCACGAAUGGCGUUUAGGAAGGAUUGAGAAAACGUUCCCAGGGUCAGACAACAAUAUACGAUCAACCGAAGGCUCGAAACCACCCGUCCAACUCCAAACCGUCGAAGUCAAGCGAGCAACAGUGCCAGGAGGCGUGAUCCAGAGAUCUAUAAAUGUGCGUUGUGCAACCGUUUUCACGCGCUGCGAUUCUGCCGUAAGUUCCUGA
This is a messenger RNA of Calliphora vicina (urban bluebottle blowfly), 1017 nucleotides long. RefSeq lists its product as uncharacterized. NCBI's taxonomy places the organism in Eukaryota, Metazoa, Arthropoda, Insecta, Diptera, Calliphoridae. The record is from RefSeq and is a predicted model, not a curated record. Gene Ontology annotation, molecular function: nucleic acid binding. The coding region runs from base 1 to 1017 and encodes 338 amino acids. The transcript has 2 exons. Gene Ontology annotation, biological process: DNA integration.